Symbiodinium natans is the source of this 2799-nucleotide messenger RNA. The record is from the annotation of a GenBank genome assembly. Lineage: Eukaryota; Dinophyceae; Suessiales; Symbiodiniaceae.
AUGGGGAGAGCGGACUUCACGGCUCCAGCCUUUGACUUGGCCGGUCUGGGCCCGUCGCCCCUUGUGCGGAGCUUUGCCUGUCUGGGCUCUGCGCUGCUAUUCUCUGGAUUCACCCGCGCAGGCAGUUCCGUGUCAAUCUUCGACUGCAGCCACCCAGGAUUGAUUCCUCCAGCUCGCAGCCCGGCGUGUAUGGAUCCUGCCGUGUUGCUGUUUGGGCUUGGACGCCUCGACGCAUCCCCUCUGGCCUUUGACCGCAGUCACCCAGACUUCACCCUGCCGGCCCACAGCUUUGCUGGUCCUGGCUUGGCAGUACCAUUAUCUGGGUUAGGUCGGGCCGACUUGUCGUUACCGGCGUUGGAUUUUGGACACUCAGGGCCUCCCAUUCCUGCACGAUCUUUAGCAAGGACAGGGCUUGCACUCCCAAUCUUUGGAAUGGGACGUUCGGAUGUCGCAGCUUCGACCUUUGAUUGCAGCCACUUGGGCUUAACGCUUUUGGUUCAAAGCGCAGGCCAGCUUGGUCUGGCACUGCCUUCAUUUGGUAAGGGACGGUUCGGGUCAUUGCUACCCGUGUCCGAUCUUUUGAAUUCGGGCAGCCUUACGCCUCUGAGAAGCCCCGCCUGGUCAGGGUUCUCCCCUCCUGCAUUUGGUGUCGGCCGCAUUGAACUCUUCUUGCCGGCGCUGGAUUGCUCUGGGCCGGGUCCUCUGCCGCUUGUGCAAUGCACGGGGAGACCUGGCUUGCCGUUGCCGCCAUUCGGCUUGUCGCAAGUGGGACUGCUGCCUCCCGCCUUUGACAGCUCGGCUCCAGGCUUGCUUUUGUUUGUACGAUCGCUGGCUUGUCUCGGCCCUGCUCCCUUGACCUUUGGCAUGGCUUGUGUAGGAAGUUCGACGCUGGCCUUUGACUGCACAUACCUAGGCAGCCCUCCUCCAUUGCACAACUUCGGAAAGGCUGACUCUCUCCUGCUCCCCUUCGGCUUGUCCCGCGUUGACUUCAGUCCUUUGGUUCUGGACUCCUCAUCCACGGGAUCGAACCUCUUCCUGCGGAACUGCGCGCGUGCUGGCUUGCCGUUGCCGGCGUCCGGCUGUUCGAGAUUCGGCUCCUUGGUCUCAGCAUCUGAUUCUCUUCACACGGAGCCGCUAAUAUCAUUCGGUUGCUCGGGCUUUGCGCUCUCCGCCUUCGGGGUCACCUGCAUGGGAUCGCUGCUUCCUGUGUUCGACAUGGCAAGCUAUGGGCUGAUGUCAUCACUGCAGUCCUGUGCCUGGCCCGAGCCGUCCUCGUCGCCAUUUGCUGGUGCUUGCUUAGGAUUCUUCCUGCUCGCUCCAGACUGCUCAGAAAUGGGAUCGACCCUGCUCUUGCGGAGCGCUGCGCGAUUUGACCUUGCUUCUUCGGUCUUUGGAGUGGCAAAGCUCGGAUCGAGCUUGUUCGCCUUCGACCUCACCCAUCCAGGCAGGCUGGGAGUGUCCCUCUCUGUGCUCGACGGCUCUUCCAUGGGCUCCCCACUACCGGUGCACAGCCUUGAGUGGCCUGGGUCAGUGACAUUUUUGUCUGGUCUGGGUUGCUUGGGCCUUUCCUUUCCUGCCUUCGAUUGCAGCGGUCCUGGUUCGAUGUUGCUGCUCCAAAGCCCUGCCUGGCCUGGCUCAGCGGCUUCCUUGUCUGGUCAGGCAUGGCCCGGCUCCCCUCUGCCGGUCUUUGACGCGGAAACGCCAGGUUUUCCGAUGCCAGCACGAAGUUUGGCACGGCUGGGCCCCGCAGCUUCGCCCUCUGGCUUGGGAUGUCUGGGCUUGUUGGUGCUGGUACCUGACUUCCUGGCCAUGGGCUUGCCCCUGUCACCUCGUUUCUCGCUGUCAGUUCGAUCUCCGGCACGGUCCGGGCUGCCUCUGUUGUCAUCCGGGUUGACUGGGCUCGGCUCUUCUUUGUUGGUCUUCGACUUCUCCCAUCCAGGCCCACCAGCGCUGCCUCACAGUGCCGCCCAUCUGGGCUCGGCACUUCCUGCCUUUGCCAUUGCCCGCUUCGGCUUUGCGGCCUUAGUGUUGGACAGCCAACAUACGGGCUUGCUGCUGUUACCGCGUUCUUUCGCCUACCUGGCCUCCGUGGCGCUGACAGCAGGACUGGGACGCCUUGAGCUCUUGCUGCUCGUGCCUGACCCCACGCAUUUAGGGCCAGCCCCUUCCGUCCGAAGUUUGGCUCGCACGGGCCCAGCAGCUUCGGCCUUUGGCAUUGGUAGGGCAGAGGCAUCACCAUCGGCCCUGGAUAUGACUAACUAUGGCCCUGUGCCGUCCACCCAAAAUCUCUUCAGAGCUGGGUCAAGCCUCUCAAUUUGUGGUCUGGGAAGGGUGGGUCCAUCCGUUCUGGUCCUCGAUUUCACGCACUCCGGGUCUUCUUCGCCUCUGCAAAGCUUCGUUUGUAUGGACUUCUUGAUCUCGCCCGUGGAUUGCAUGAUGACCGGCAGCUCACUGCCGGUGCGCCAACCUGGUCGACCUGGUUUCCUUGCGUUUUUGUCCGGUUGUUCCAAGGUUGGCUUUUUGACUUCCUCGUAUGACGCCACGAGGCUGGGCUCCGCCCCGCCAUUGCGGUCUUUCAAACGCCUAGGAUCCUCCGUGCUCCUCUUUGGCCUAGCACGGUCAGGCUUCUUGGUAUUCACGUUUGAUGCGAGCUCACUUGGGCCACCGGUGUCCGUGAGAUGCUGUUCCUGGCUGGGGCCGGUGGCGCCUCUUUUUGCGGCGAUGCGGCUAGAUCCCGUCCCUUCCGCGGUCGACUUGACAAUGAUGGGCUCCGCAAUGCCCGCAAGAAGCAGGUUUUAA